Messenger RNA from Abrus precatorius (Indian licorice), 1446 nucleotides. RefSeq names its product shikimate O-hydroxycinnamoyltransferase-like. The transcript has 2 exons. Lineage: Eukaryota; Viridiplantae; Streptophyta; Magnoliopsida; Fabales; Fabaceae. Gene Ontology annotation, molecular function: acyltransferase activity, transferring groups other than amino-acyl groups. The record is from RefSeq and is a predicted model, not a curated record. The coding region runs from base 34 to 1446 and encodes 470 amino acids.
CCCUCUGGAUUGGCCUUCAGAUCAUACUCCAAAAUGGGUGGUGGAAAAGGCGAAUUGAAUGUGAGUGUGAUGAAGGAGGAGGUGGUAACAGCGGUGCGGCCAAUGCACGAGCACUUGCUGCCACUCUCUAACCUUGACCUUCUUCUUCCCCCAUUAGACGUUGGCGUCUUCUUUUGCUACAACAGCCCUAUGCCAUUCUCCAUAUCCACUCACACCAACAACACUACAAUGAGCUUUGGAUCCGUGGUGGGGUCCUUGAAAAAUGCCUUGGCUCAAGCUCUUGUUUCUUAUUACCCUUUUGCUGGCGAAGUGGUGCUCAACUCCAUUGGCGAGCCUGAGCUUCUUUGCAAUAAUCGUGGGGUGGAUUUUGUUGAAGCUGUGGCUGAUGUUGAGUUACAGUGCCUCAAUUUAUACAACCCAGAUGACACCGUUGAAGGAAAGCUUGUUCCAAGGAAGAAGCAUGGAGUGCUUGCUGUUCAGGCAACUAGGCUAAAAUGUGGUGGGCUAAUAGUAGCAUGCACUUUUGACCAUCGCAUUGCUGAUGCACACUCUACAAACAUGUUCAUUGUAUCAUGGGCCGAGAUAGCCCACCCCAAUAAGCCCAAAAUCUCAACCCAGCCUUGCUUCCAGCGCUCGCUUCUAGACCCACGAGACCCACCUUUCAUUCACCCUUCUAUCCAUCACAUGUACGUUACCACGUCCAAACUCCCUCCUCUGUCCCAACCCAACCCGUUAAUCAGUCGCAUAUACUACGUAACGUGCGAACAACUCAACCGCAUGCAGUCAUUGGCUAGCUCAGAUGGCGUGAAACGCACGAAGUUUGAGUCUUUCUCAGCAUUCUUGUGGAAGAUGGUUUCGGCCAGUGCUUGUGAGGUUGGUGAAAAACGGGUAGUUGUGAAGAUGGGUGUGGUGGUUGAUGGAAGGAAGAGGCUUAGUGAUGGUGACAAGAAGAAGGAAGCAAUAAUGGGUUCGUAUUUUGGAAACGUGCUUUCUAUUCCCUUUGAUGGGAAACCCACUGAAGAGCUUGUGGAAAAGCCAUUGACUUGGGUGGCUGAACAAGUUCAUGAGUUUUUGGAAACGGCAAUAACGGAAGAGCAUUUUUUGGGGCUCAUUGACUGUGUUGAAGAACAUCGUCCUGUUCCUAUGUUGUCUAGGAUUUACUGUGGUAGCACUAACGAAGAGGGACCGGCUUUUGUUGUUUCUUCCGGUCAAAGGUUUCCGGAGUCAAAGGUUGACUUUGGGUGGGGGAAGCCUGUGUUUGCGUCCUACCAUUUUCCUUGGGAUGGUGAUGCUGGCUAUGUUAUGCCAAUGCCAAGUCCUGCUAGGAAUGGUGAUUGGUUGGUCUAUAUGCACCUUCUCAAGCGUCACUUGGACUUCAUGGAAUCUCAUGCCCCCCAUUUCUUUAGGCCUUUCUCUUGGCAUUACUUGAGGCUCAAUCGAUGUUGA